AUGCUGAUCGAAGACAAUUCCUGGAACGAUUUGGAACUUCUUUGGGCCCGCAUUGAUCUCGGUGACCGGAAACUGUACUUAUGCGUAGUGUACGUGCCUCCUGAUCGCUCUAGUGAUCUGGCUGUAGCUGAGUCUUUCUCGCGCUGCCUCUACAAAGUUAGCUCAAUCUGCUCUCCCGUAGAUGAUAUUCUUGUUAUCGGUGAUUUCAACAUGCCUGGCUUGAAAUGGUGCCCAUCCCACGGUGCCUUUUUGUUCCCAGAUCCUAUGCGCUCCUAUUUCUCGGCUCCUUCCAACAUCUUCCUGGACUCUUUGAGCACCGCGGCUCUUCGCCAGAUCAACAGCUUCGAAAACGAAAACGGCCGUAUGCUAGACCUCUGCUUCAUUAACGAAGGCUCCAGGAAUCCGACAAUUGAUUUAGCUCCCGCUCCUCUCGUCAAAGUUGUUUCUCAUCAUCCAGCUUUAGUGGUCUCACUCGAUGUCACUAACAUUAACGCCCCCUUAGAGGAAACUGCUUCCUUCUACCAGGACUUUAAAAACGCCGAUUACGAAGCUAUCUCUCGCGUCUUAGGUUCCAUCGAAUGGGAGAACGAGCUCGAUCUCUCUAACCCCAAUGCUGCCGCUGCGACUUUCUCAAACAUAUUAAACUACAUAAUCGAUCGUCAUGUUCCGAAACGCAGCUUACCUUCCAACCCUCGAGCUCCCUGGGUCACUAACCAGCUGCGACAAUUGAAGACGGCUAAAAACCGUGCUCUCCGAUACUACAGCAAGCACAAGUCCCUCUGCACAAAAGAAGAUUACCGCAAACUAAACACAGCGUUCAAAAGAAGCAGCAGGCGUUGCUACCAGAACUAUCUUCACCGGCUACAACGCAAUUUUAAAACCAAUCCGAAAUCUUUCUGGAAGUACGUCAAAAAUCAGCGGAGAGAAUCUGGACUUCCGUCUCAAAUGUUCUUGAACGGCAACUCAGCUAACACGGAUCCUGAAAUAUGUAAUCUUUUCGCUGAAAAGUUUUCAAGCGUUUUCACAACGGGGUCCAUUUCCUCAGAGCAACUGGAUAUGGCUGUAAGAAAUAUUUCACCUCUAGAUUCUUCCUUGAACGGUAUCACAUUCGAUGACGCAGCCAUUUUGAAGGCGACAGCUAAGCUUAAAAAUUCAUCUUCUACGGGUCCGGACGGGAUACCAGCCAUCUUCUUGAAACGUUUCAUGCCACACCUACUGACUCCCAUUAGGAACAUUUUUCGAGCUUCGCUGGACUUCGCAAUCUUUCCCUCGCUUUGGAAAGAAGCUUACAUGUUCCCUGUUCACAUAAAAGGAGAUAAGAAAGAUAUAAAUAACUACCGCGGAAUUUCAGCUCUCUGUUCGAUAGCAAAAUUGGUUGUUCUGGAUCCAAUUUUUUCGUCCACGAAGCAAUACUUCUCCAACGAUCAACACGGAUUUUUGCCAAAACGAUCCACGACUACAAAUUUGCUGACUUUCACAUCGUUCGUGCAAGAUAACUUUGCCAAGAAGUCUCAAACUGACGCCAUCUAUACUGAUUUGUCUGCUGCCUUCGAUAAACUCUAUGUUCCAAUCCGGCUGAACAACUACGGAGCCAACAGCGCUCUUAUAGGAAUUUUUAGAACUUUCAACCGCUUCGCCGAGUACUUCGAUUUCGACGUUUCAAGAGCCACGUUCCGAAGUAAAAUUUUAAUGGUAUCGAGGACUGUGUAG
Molecule: messenger RNA, 1710 nt
Organism: Uranotaenia lowii
Lineage: Eukaryota; Metazoa; Arthropoda; Insecta; Diptera; Culicidae
Exons: 2
Coding region: 1-1710 (569 amino acids)
Source: RefSeq, a predicted model, not a curated record